UAUAAAAGCUCUGUGUGCACUUGGACCGCCAUCAUCGAGCCAUGGCCUUCCUGUGGAUCCUGUCCUGCUUCGCCUUCAUCAGCGCCGCCUACGGUUGUGGUCGGCCUGCCAUCCCUCCCGUCAUCACCGGAUACUCUCGUAUCGUGAAUGGCGAAGAGGCAGUGCCUCACUCCUGGCCGUGGCAGGUUUCCCUGCAGGAUUACACCGGUUUCCACUUCUGCGGUGGUUCUCUGAUCAGUGAAUACUGGGUGGUGACAGCUGCUCACUGCAAUGUCCGGACGUCCCAUCGUGUGAUCCUGGGUGAGCACGACCGCUCCUCCAACAGCGAGAGCAUCCAGGUCAUGAAAGUGGACAAGGUCUUCAAACACCCAAAAUACAACAGCUACACCAUCAACAAUGACAUUCUGCUCAUCAAGUUGGCUAGCCCCGCCCAGAUGAACAUGCGCGUUUCCCCGGUGUGCGUGGCUGAGGCUGGUGACAGCUACCCUGGAGGCAUGAAAUGUGUAACUACCGGCUGGGGCUUGACCCGCUACAAUGCUUCUAACACCCCCCCCAGGCUGCAGCAGGCCGCCCUCCCCCUGUUGACCAAUGAAAACUGCAGUCGUUAUUGGGGCAACAAGAUCACCAACCUGAUGAUCUGCGCUGGAGCCUCUGGAGCCUCCUCCUGCAUGGGUGAUUCUGGUGGUCCUCUCGUCUGUCAGAAGGGUGGAGCCUGGACUCUGGUUGGUAUUGUUUCAUGGGGCAGCGGCAACUGCUCCACCUCUAUCCCUGGUGUGUACGCCCGUGUCACCGAGCUGCGAGCCUGGAUGGACCAGACCAUUGCUGCCAACUGAAGCCUAUUCACAUCAGUUUUUACUUUGAUGAUGAACUCUAAUAAAACCAAAUUGUAGCUUCAACA
Molecule: messenger RNA, 898 nt
Organism: Thalassophryne amazonica
Lineage: Eukaryota; Metazoa; Chordata; Actinopteri; Batrachoidiformes; Batrachoididae
Product: chymotrypsin A-like
Exons: 7
Coding region: 42-833 (263 amino acids)
Biological process (GO): proteolysis
Molecular function (GO): serine-type endopeptidase activity
Source: RefSeq, a predicted model, not a curated record